AUGGAAUUUACGCAAGUGCAUUACGAUACUUUUAAAAGAUUCCUUGCUACACAUCUUGCUAGAGAGCAAGCCGGGGGAGCAAGUGCACGAGCUGGUGCUCGUGAAAAACUGACCAAACUCAACAAACAGCAGUUUCAAGAACUUUCGACAGAUGUUUAUGACGAAUUAGCCAGACGGUCAUCGGGUUCGAACGAAGUACCUUAUCUUCCGGAACGUGAGGAUUUUCAUCCAAAGAGAAAUCAAGCACGCCAGAAAUUGUCAACUCUUCAAAAAAAUCGAUUCAAAGAUCUAGCAAGCGAUGUAUAUUAUGAGUUGGAUAGGCGAUUUCCGGAACUUAAAAAAGAUAAUAACUUACCCUCAUUUCAACCUAAUGAACAACAUACGAUUCCCAAUAAGUUGGCAGAUGGUGUCGCUUUUCGAGCACCAAAAUCAAAUACUAUUGUUCCGGAAAAAGGAACUCUAAAAGAAGAAAUAAUAGAUUAUACAAUUCAAAAACCAACUAGUCGACCUGACACGUCUAACGUCUCGCCAAAGAGUCGCACACAAUCACAAGGCUCUUCAAUCUCAGAUUUUGGCCGACGCUAUAUACAGAGCGUAAGUAGUGAAGGCUCAAAUAAAGAUCGAAGCAGGGACACCGUUAGCAGUCAAAAGAGUAACAAAAAUGAAGGACUUAACACCGCUUCGCUUGAUAGUCUAAUGGCAGAUAUUGGAAGUAUGUUUGAUCAUAAAUUGCAAAAUGUCGGGGAAUUUAACACUAAUUUGUCGUCUCAGAAUUUUUCCUCUGCUGAUGCUAAUCGAGGAGAGAUUCCAGAUAAUUCUAAAUUCUCUAAUGGCAAUAAUAAUGAAAAGAUUAAUCUCGAGAUUGAUAAAAUCAAAUCAGAUUAUGAAGCCCGUAUUGCUUCAUUGGAAAACAAAAUUAGUGAGUUAGAGUCUGAAUUAUCGGAAAAGAAUAAUAAUCUGGUUGAUAAUGCCAAAGUCAGAGAGCUCCAACGAAAACUCGAAACCCAGAUACAAGUAAAUCAACAACAAGCAUCGAAACUGGAGAAGCUAGAAAAAGAAUUUAAUAAAUUAAAUGAAGAUCAUCAGCAACAACAAGAGGUAGCAAAUGAUGUGCGGAAAGAAGCCACCUCAUUAUUAGAAGAGAUUAAGUUACUUUCAAAACGUAAUGAUGAACUAUUACUUGAAAAAGAACAGGACGCUGAUCAAAUUAAGGCUCUGAAAGCAGAAGUGGAAGAAUGGAAGGGCAAAUUUGAAAAGAAGAAGAUCGAAUUACGAAAUCUUAAAG
Molecule: messenger RNA, 1285 nt
Organism: Ambispora leptoticha
Lineage: Eukaryota; Fungi; Glomeromycota; Glomeromycetes; Archaeosporales; Ambisporaceae
Source: the annotation of a GenBank genome assembly